AGGAUCCCAGAUAACCAGAGUGCUGAAGCCACAUUCAUUCUCUUGGGUUUCUCAGAAUAUCCAGAAGUUCAGCUGCCUUUGUUUGUGCUUUUCUUAAUAAUUUACACAGUCACUGUGGUAGGCAAUCUGGGAAUGAUCUUGGUUAUCAAGAUCAACCCUAAAUUCCAAAUCCCAAUGUACUAUUUCCUCAGCCACUUAUCUUUUGUUGAUUUCUGUUAUUCAACAGUUGUUACCCCCAAACUAUUAGAAAAUUUGGUUGUGGAAGACAAAACUAUCAAACUUGCAGAAUGUGUGUCUCAAUACUUCUUUCAAUGUACCUUUGUGGUGACAGAAACAAUUUUGUUGGCUGUGAUGGCCUAUGAUCGAUUUGUAGCUGUUUGCAACCCUCUACAAUACACAACUGUGAUGUCCCACAAGCUCUGUGCCAUGUUAGUGGGUGCAUCAUACUCUUGGGGUUUAAUCUGUGCUAUUCCUCUAAGCUACUUUCUCCUGGUAGCAACUUACAGAGGAAAGAACAUCAUAAACAAUUUUGUCUGUGAACACUCUGCUAUUGCCUCUGUCUCUUAUUCUGACCCCUAUAUUAGUCAGAAACUCCUUUUCAUCCUUGCUACCUUCAAUGAAGUAAGCACGCUGGUGGUCAUUCUUACUUCUUAUGCUUUCAUUUUUAUUACAGUCAUGAAGAUGCCUUCUAAAGGGGGCAGGCAAAAAGCCUUCUCCACUUGUGCCUCCCAUCUCACUGCCAUUAGCAUCUUCCAUGGGACCAUCCUUUUUCUCUACUGUGUUCCUAACUCCAAAAAUUCAUGGCUCAUGGUCAAGGUGGGCUCUAUCUUUUACACAGUAGUUAUUCCUAUGCUGAACCCACUGAUCUACAGCCUCAGGAAUAAAGAUGUGAAAGAAACUGUCAGAAAGUUAUUUCAUACUAAGUUCUUCUGUGAUAAAAUAUAA
Messenger RNA from Suncus etruscus (white-toothed pygmy shrew), 945 nucleotides. RefSeq names its product olfactory receptor 5D13-like. The transcript has a single exon. Gene Ontology annotation, biological process: sensory perception of smell; G protein-coupled receptor signaling pathway. The record is from RefSeq and is a predicted model, not a curated record. NCBI's taxonomy places the organism in Eukaryota, Metazoa, Chordata, Mammalia, Eulipotyphla, Soricidae. Gene Ontology annotation, cellular component: membrane. The annotation marks the transcript as partial. Gene Ontology annotation, molecular function: G protein-coupled receptor activity; odorant binding; olfactory receptor activity.